Molecule: messenger RNA, 2887 nt
Organism: Thlaspi arvense
Lineage: Eukaryota; Viridiplantae; Streptophyta; Magnoliopsida; Brassicales; Brassicaceae
Source: the annotation of a GenBank genome assembly
CACGGGACUCGCGCUUCCCGAUCACGUGGCAGACACACCUCGAUGGAACGAUUCUCCUCCAUUCUCGAAACUCCUUGUUUCUCCCAAAGUCCCAUCAGAAACAUAGAAUCUCACUUCAAAGCAGAAAAAAGUAUAUUCGAAAUUCGGAAACUCUCCGAUCAUUGAAGCAAAGGAGCGAUGCUUAACUCAUUUGCUUCUUCUUGUCAUUCUCUUUCUUCCAAUUUUCCUCCGCCGCUCUCUUCCUCCGGUAAUGCCUUCACUGACUUCAUUCCCAUGGGGAGGGUGACCGGAGCUCCGAUUUGUCGAUUAAUCUCCCGUAAGGUAGAUUAAGGAUAGUUCAACACUUAAGGUCACUUGUCGUCGCGCACACGAACGGGUGAUAGAGGAAGAACCAUCUUCGAUGACGGAGACUAAACGAUCCUUCAACGUUUCCUCUGGUGAGAUGUCUCCUCUUGGUGUGUCACAAGUCGAUAAGGGAAUCAAUUUCGCUCUGUUUUCUCAGAACGCUACUUCUGUCACACUCUGCUUAUCACUUCCCCAAAGUGAAGGUUUGAUCGAGUUGGUUUUGGAUCCCAGCAUAAACAAGACUGGGGAUACUUGGCAUAUUUGUGUUGAGGAUUUGCCUAUCGAUAACGUUCUUUAUGGUUACCGAGUUGAUGGUCCUGGAGAAUGGAAUCAAGGGCAUCGGUUUGACAGUAGCAUUGUGCUUUUGGAUCCCUAUGCAAAGCUAGUGAAAGGCCGAAGCUUUUUCGGAGAUAGUAGACAAAAGUUUGCUCAGUUCUUUGGAACUUAUGACUUUGAGAGCUCGCCAUUUAACUGGGGAGAUGACUACAAGUUCCCUAACAUACCUGAGAAGGAUCUUGUUAUUUAUGAAAUGAAUGUUCGUGCUUUUACUGCUGCUGAGUCCAGUGGGAUUGAUCCAUCUAUAGGGGGCAGUUACCUUGGUGUCAUUGAGAAGAUCCCACACCUUCUGGAUCUUGGUAUAAACGCGGUGGAGUUAUUGCCAGUGUUUGAGUUUGAUGAACUGGAGCUUCAGAGGCGUCCUAAUCCUAGAGAUCACAUGGUUAACACGUGGGGUUACUCGACAGUAAACUUUUUUGCUCCAAUGAGCCGUUAUGCUAGUGGUGAGGGAGACCCUAUUAAAGCUUCGAAAGAGUUUAAAGAAAUGGUCAAAGCAUUACAUUCUGCUGGUAUAGAGGUCAUUUUGGACGUAGUGUAUAAUCACACCAAUGAAGCAGAUGACAAAUACCCUUAUACCACUUCAUUUCGUGGCAUAGACAACAAGGCGAGUCAUAAGAAGAGUGACCCUCGUUAUACUUUAUUGCUUUUCUUAUCUUUAAACUCUAAAGAAUUUGAAAUCUAUAUGCAGAUUUAUUACAUGCUUGAUCCAAACAACCAACUGCUCAACUUUUCCGGCUGUGGGAAUACACUGAACUGUAGCCAUCCUGUUGUUAUGGAAUUAAUACUAGAUAGCUUAAGGCACUGGGUCACUGAAUAUCACGUGGAUGGUUUCCGAUUCGAUCUUGCUAGUGUGCUUUGCCGAGACACACAUGGAUCUCCACUCAGUGCUCCCCCACUCAUAAGGGCAAUUGCCAAGGAUUCCGUUCUGUCAAGAACUAAAAUAAUUGCAGAGCCUUGGGAUUGUGGAGGAUUAUAUCUAGUUGGGAAGUUUCCAAAUUGGGAUAGGUGGGCUGAGUGGAACGGGAUGUACCGUGAUGAUGUUAGAAAAUUUAUUAAGGGUGACAGUGGUAUGAAAGGAAGCUUUGCUACUCGUGUUUCAGGAUCUUCCGAUCUUUACCAGGUUAACCAGAGGAAGCCUUACCACAGUGUAAAUUUCAUAAUUGCGCAUGAUGGAUUCACAUUGCGAGAUCUUGUAACAUACAACUUUAAGCACAAUGAAGCCAAUGGAGAAGGAGGAAACGAUGGAUGUAAUGACAAUUAUAGCUGGAACUGUGGCUUUGAAGGUGAAACUAAUGAUGCUCACACUAAGUCUUUACGUGCUAGACAAAUGAAGAAUUUUCAUUUAGCUUUGAUGAUAUCUCAGGGAACACCAAUGAUGCUAAUGGGAGAUGAAUAUGGACAUACUCGUUAUGGUAAUAACAAUAGCUACGGACAUGAUACAGCUCUCAACAAUUUCCAGUGGAAAGAGGCAACUGGACGCAAAGAAGCAGAACCAUUUCAGGGGGAGAUUACAUGGCAUGAAGACAAUUGGGAUAACCCUGAGAGCAAGUUCCUAGCUUUCACGGCUAUCCAUCACGAUACCGAUAGGCUUGCCGGUUCGGUUUAUUUGGUUAUUUCAGUUUGGCGGCUCCAUGACGGUGUAAGUGGUGGUGGUGACAUCUAUGCAGCAUUUAACGCCCACGACUACUUUGUCAAGGCUCUGAUUCCACAGCCACCGCCGGGGAAACAAUGGUUCCGAGUGGCUGACACAAACCUCGAGUCACCUAAUGAUUUUGUAAAGGAAGGUGUGGCCGGCGUGGCUGAGACAUACAAUGUGGCUCCGUUCUCUUCGAUGCUUCUCAAGUCCAAGUAAAGCAAAGCACUAGUCAUUGGUCUUACCUCUACACUCCAUACGAGCAGCUUCAAGCUUUCAACGCAGUAAAGUAGAUAGUUGGUAAAGUUCAAAAAAAAAAAAAAAAAGUAAGAUAGUAGGUCAAAUAAGGCGUAUGUGUAACGAGUAAAAGAUGCAUGAGUGUCUCGUCAAAUUUUAUUUACAUGUAAAAUUCUGAAAAUAGAGGACAUUUCCAAACGAAAAGAACAAGUAAUAUAGUCUUGAAGCUUCUAUAUUCUGAAUCUGAUAUUAAGCAUGCGGUUUUCUCUUUUCCUUCAAAACGAUAAAAACAAUAAUUAGGAUUUAAAUUGUCCAUUUUUAUGUUUUUGUGAAAGC